Messenger RNA from Physella acuta, 1521 nucleotides. Its product is annotated as FMRFamide receptor. Gene Ontology annotation, biological process: G protein-coupled receptor signaling pathway. Gene Ontology annotation, molecular function: G protein-coupled receptor activity. The record is from RefSeq and is a predicted model, not a curated record. Gene Ontology annotation, cellular component: membrane. Lineage: Eukaryota; Metazoa; Mollusca; Gastropoda; Physidae.
GCCAGUGGUGCUGACCUGCAGACCAGAGUAAAAUGGUCUAACUCUCCGUGGGACGGGCUUGCUCGCCAUGGAAGCAGAGAACGAGACAGAUAUGAACUUUCUCAUGGGUCAGUUCUACUCGAUGUCCGACGCCAAGGAGGGGGCUUACCGCGGUAAGCUCAACUAUUACCUCAUGGGCAUCGGGGGCAGCAUCGUUUGCUGCCUGGGCACUAUCGCCAACGCGUUGUCCGUGGCCGUGCUGACCCGUCGAGCCAUGAGGUCCAGCACGUACAUGUACCUGUCAGCGUUGGCCAUCUGUGACUCUCUCGUCCUGCUCUUUACCCUGCUCAUCAUGCUCAAGGACACACAGCACCCUGACGGCCCACAGAACCUUGACCAGUUCUACGCCGUCCUCUUCCCCUUCGUCCACCCCACUGCCAUCGUCUUUCAAGUGACCUCCAUCUGGCUGACCCUGGCCUUCACGGUGGACCGUUACAUCAUGAUCUGCCACCCGUUUAAAGCGGAGACCAUGUGCCGCCGUAGCCGGGCGCGCAAGGUGGUGAUAGCGCUGUACUUGGCCGGGCUUAUCUUCAACAUCCCCCGCUACCUGGAGUACUACACCAAGGUGGAGAAGUUCAAGAUGCCCCAGAACUCGACCAGUGAGGAGUACAAUGUCUAUUUCAUAGCCCAGACCGCCUUGGGCAGGAACGACCUUUUCCUGAAGGUCAUCCACUCCGGCCUGUACCUGACUUUUGUUUGUGGCAUCCCCUUCCUCACCCUCGUCAUAUUGAACGCUUUUCUCAUCCGCGCGGUGCACCUGUCCAGGUUGAAAGGUAAGGAGAUCAACGCCCGUGAGAAACAUCGCAACGACACUACCAUCAUGUUGAUCGGCGUCAUCAUCAUCUUCCUCAUCUGCCAGGGCCCUGCCCUCGUCUCCCGCAUGAUCUACGCCUUUGAGAUCGCCGCCACGGCCAAGAAGUCCAUCUACACGCUCAACGAGGUGGGCAGCUUCCUGGUCAUGCUCAACUCUGCCAUCAACAUCGUGCCCUAUUACCUGUUCGGACGGAAGUUCCGCAGCGAGUUCUGGCGAAUCUUCUGUACUUGUUUCUUCGACUCGGACGAACUCCGGCGGAUCGUGCGCAGCUACAGCGUGUCCGUGGACCACCGGCGCAUGAGCCAGUACAACGUGAUGGAGAUGAACGGCGUCCCCAACGACAACAUCCACCCCGGCCUGGAUGACCGCACCCUCAUGGCCACUGAGGGCGGCGAGUUACGCCCCCAGAAAGAAUGUAACGGCGCCCCCGUGAGGAGCGAGACGUCUGAGAGCGUGGCCAUGCCCCUGAUACACAGCACCAACUACUCGCUCAACGGCCUGGUCAACACAGACCUCAGCAGAGACUCGCUCAAAGACUCGCCAUCACAGCCGCUCUCCCCGACCGUCUCACGGCCCAACGGUCACGCGCAGUACAUGACCAUCACUGCCAGCCCCUGUGUGUGCGAGCCUGUCUGGUCAGUUGUCUGACCGCCGUGCUGGUACAGUUG